Molecule: messenger RNA, 705 nt
Organism: Pyrus x bretschneideri (Chinese white pear)
Lineage: Eukaryota; Viridiplantae; Streptophyta; Magnoliopsida; Rosales; Rosaceae
Product: mitotic-spindle organizing protein 1B-like
Exons: 2
Coding region: 365-583 (72 amino acids)
Biological process (GO): gamma-tubulin complex localization; mitotic spindle assembly; microtubule nucleation by interphase microtubule organizing center
Cellular component (GO): spindle; interphase microtubule organizing center; gamma-tubulin ring complex
Source: RefSeq, a predicted model, not a curated record
UAGUUCUGGGUAACCCACUAGUACAAGCAUACUCUCAACUGUAUAUGCAUCAAUCCUGCCUUCCCUCACGAGAAGAGAAAAAAAUCUUAAGAUUGAAUCAAUUAAGUGAUGAAUUGUUUAGGCGGACUUCUUAUUUAACCCACUGCUUUUUAUCAGAAAUUCCACUCCUCUUUAAUCUAACUUAUAUAAUAAUAAUAUCGUUUGUAAAAAAAAAAAUUUAAAAAAAAAACCUUUUCAAAGCAAAGCAAGGGAACAGUGCAGGGGCCAAGGGGACAAAAGCGAAGUGUGAAGCCCAACCGAUCCGACUAACAACAAGCACUUCCUUCUCCCUCUCGCUUCUGUAAUUAGUGUUUCAGUUCUUAAUAUGGAUGCGGAUGCUGCAAAAACCGCACGGGAAUCUCUUGACCUAGCAUUUCAGAUGUCCAACAUUCUUGACACAAGGCUGGACCGUCACACCCUCUCCAUCCUCAUUGCAUUAUGUGAUUUGGGUCUCAACCCUGAGGCAUUGGCUGCCGUUGUUAAGGAACUUCGAAGAGAACCCGUUCCACUUCCGCCAUCAGAUGCUGCUCGUCCUGUACUAUGAACUGGUUUUUGUAUUCUUGAUUUCUCUGGAACAUAAACAAUUGCGUACUUGUAGUAUAUAUUCAAAGUGAAUCCCAUUUUCUAAGUUCGGGGGUUGUGAUUACAUCCCUUUAGUUGCCUUCA